AUGUCGUCGGCGCAAAUGGAUCCACAUGAUAAGAUGAGAUCACGUGACUUAAGCAAAGUCGCGAGAGGCCAGCAAGCUCCAAGAUCAGCUCACACUCCCGGUACCGUGUCGCCGUCACCGGAAAACGAGCCGAAGUUUCGAGCUAAGAGAGGAGAUGACGACGGAGACGGUGGCGAAGAGAGGGAUUCGACAGUGGAUAAAGGGUUUCCGGUCACGAGUGAAACUCGACAUUGUUUCAAUCGGUACAUGCAGUACCAUAAGUGCGUUGAGAAAAAGGGAAGCGAUGCGAAUGAUUGCAACAACUUGAGAGAUUACGUACGUUCAUUAUGCCCUGAAGAAUUGGUUGAAAAAUGGGAAGAACAGAGAAAGUUGGGGACAUUACCAUCGUCCAUUUGA
This is a messenger RNA of Arabis nemorensis, 396 nucleotides long. NCBI's taxonomy places the organism in Eukaryota, Viridiplantae, Streptophyta, Magnoliopsida, Brassicales, Brassicaceae. The record is from the annotation of a GenBank genome assembly.